Molecule: messenger RNA, 720 nt
Organism: Pangasianodon hypophthalmus (striped catfish)
Lineage: Eukaryota; Metazoa; Chordata; Actinopteri; Siluriformes; Pangasiidae
Gene: pvalb8
Product: parvalbumin 8
Exons: 5
Coding region: 164-493 (109 amino acids)
Cellular component (GO): cytoplasm; nucleus
Molecular function (GO): calcium ion binding
Source: RefSeq, a predicted model, not a curated record
GAGCCGGGUCUGCCUGUAAGAAUUCGAUCCACAGACAGGUAACUUAAGAGUGGCCCAUUGUCUCUGUGAUCAGCCCUAUAUAAAUCCCUCCUGCGCACAGGGUGCUCACCACACAGCCUUACCUCCACCUGCAGCAUCCAGCACACUCCAACUUAACGGGACUAUGUCGCUCACGUCCAUCCUUUCCGCUGAUGCCAUCGACAGCGCUAUCAAGGACUGCCAAGUACCAGAGUCCUUCAAUCAUAAGAAGUUCUUCCAGCUGUGUGGUCUCUCCAAAAAAAAUCCCCAGGAAAUAAGGACUGUCUUUGGCAUUCUCGACAACGAUGGCAGCGGCUUCAUCGAGGAGGAUGAGCUCAAAUUCUUCCUGCAGAGGUUUUCAUCUGGAGCUCGUGUGCUGACCGAUAAAGAGACUAAGACCUUACUAUCAGCAGCUGAUGAUGACGGUGAUGGCAAGAUUGGAGCUGAGGAAUUCCAGGCCAUGGUGCUCUCCUGAAUGGUCAACCCUCCUCUUGUGUCAUGGUUCAUUUCAACAAUGUUCUUCCUUGUUAUUCUGCUUUCUUUUAAUUUUUGGAAGCCCCUGAUGAUACAGACACAAAACAGACCACAGUUUAUACUAGAUUUGUAAAUACCUGUAAAGAGAUGAAAUCCAAAUCAUCUCCCCAGUGUACGACUGACACAACAUAAAUAAUUUUGAGUAAAUAAAUAAAUGACUAAACUUUA